AUGGUGGUCUGCAAGUUCUACGAGCAGGGGAACUGCAGGUAUGGAACUCUGCCGUACAUGCUGUCGAAGGAAACAAUCGAGAAGGACCUGACCUCUGAACAACCACAAUGGAUUCUGUCAGCGUACGGACCGGGAAGGGACGCCCCGGAGCAGCUGUUCGGCGGACCGAUGCGCGAGCAGAGCUUUGAGGAGAUGAGGCUUCACCAUGUCAUGGCGACGGCCUCGGGCAACCCACAACAAGCGCUCAAUCAAGCGCAAGAGCUGUACCAGCAAGCACAGCAGCAGAUGAAGACCGCGGUCGGAAAUCUGGACGGCGCGAUCCAAUUCCUCAUCUCUGCCGAGCAGAAACACCCGAAUCGAGUCGAUAUCUGCAAACAAGGAACGUUACCAGGCGGAACGACGGGAGAGUUUGCGGUUGGCAAGAGGGCAACCGGUUUGCUCGGCCAGGCGAACCCCUUCGGGUCUGGGGCAUCUUCCGGAGCGUCCGCGAAUCCGUUCUCUUCUGGUGGCCAACAAUCAUCAACCUUCGGUAGCGGAGCUUCGACGACAGGUAGUGCCUUUGGUCAAGCAUCCGCCCUUGGGCAGAAGCCGAACCCCUUUGGCGGGGGAGCCGCCGCACCUGCCUUUGGCCAGCCUUCGCAACCGACAUCAUCUUUCGGCCAAGCAUCGUCAACACCGGCAUUCGGUCAACCGUCUCAGCCGACGUCGGCCUUUGGCAGCGGCGCGCAGAGCUCAACCCCAGCAUUUGGCCAGCCGUCGCAGCCUUCAUCGGCUUUUGGACAGCCUAGUGCUCUUGGAGGAGGGACGUCAGCGUUUGGUCAAGCAUCAGCGCUUGGCCAAAAGCCGAAUCCGUUUGGAAGCGGUGGUGCCUUCGGACAGCCUGCCCAGUCUAGCGGAACAGCUACCAGCGCGUUCGGUCAACCUUCACAGCCUGCCGCAUCUGGUAGCGCAUUCGGUCAACCGUCACAGCCUGGGGUUUCCGGCAGCGCAUUCGGCCAACCUUCACAGCCUGGGGCUUCUGGCAGCGCGUUCGGACAACCAUCCGCACUUGGAGGUGGGGGAAGCGCCUUUGGCCAGGCAAGCGCACUGGGGCAGAAAGCGAAUCCUUUCGGAGGCGGCGGUGCGUUUGGUAGUGCCAGUGGGAGUACUACCAAUGCCAGUCCGUUUGGACAGGCGGCGGCGAACACCAACAACGCGAGCAGCCCUUUCGGACAACCAGCGCAGAAUGCGACUCAAAAUGCGAGUCCUUUUGGGGCUCCAUCGCAGCCAACGCAAAGCGCGUUUGGCCAGCCAUCUCAGCCCGGAGCAGCGGCCAGUCCCUUUGGUCAACCAUCCCAAACCUCUCAACCGGCGGCUGCCAACCCGUUUGGACAACCAUCGCAGACCCCGGCGGCCUCCAACCCAUUUGGCGCGAAACAAGAUGCGCCAGCAAGUGGCGGCAUGGACGCACAGCCGACACAACCAACAAGUGCCUUUGGUCAGCCUUCUCAACCACAAGCAGCUGCCAAUCCCUUCGGACAAGCCAAGCCUGCCUUUGGUCAGCCAACAGGACUUGGAGGAGCAGCGCAGGCAAACCCAUUCGGUACACAACCUGCAGCCCCGGCUGCCCAGCCACAAGCAGCACCUGGAAGCGGGCCGUACCCGCCGGGUAGCUCUAAGCAGCAUCCUCCCGUGUCAAGCUACAGCUCGAAGGGAAUGGACGGGAGGCUAUCAAUGUUCAAGGGCAACCCUGUCGUGUACCAGAAUAAUCUACCCGGUGUGCGCGCGUUAGACGGAGGGUGGAAGCGAGUCUGGUUCCCCGACGGGCCGCCGAAUUACAACAAGGACACGGAGCUUCCUGACGAGGCAUAUGAUGAGAAGUCGAAGUUGCAGUGGCAGGCUUUCACUCAGAAGGGCCAGUUCGAAGGGGGACUCAUGCCCGAGUUGCCACCAAAGAGGGAGUUUUGCCUCUGGGAUAUUUAA
Colletotrichum chrysophilum is the source of this 1962-nucleotide messenger RNA. RefSeq lists its product as uncharacterized. The transcript has 3 exons. The record is from RefSeq and is a predicted model, not a curated record. NCBI's taxonomy places the organism in Eukaryota, Fungi, Ascomycota, Sordariomycetes, Glomerellales, Glomerellaceae. The coding region runs from base 1 to 1962 and encodes 653 amino acids.